Cavenderia fasciculata is the source of this 120-nucleotide messenger RNA. RefSeq lists its product as uncharacterized. The record is from RefSeq and is a predicted model, not a curated record. Bases 1 to 120 code for a protein of 39 amino acids. The transcript has 2 exons. Lineage: Eukaryota; Evosea; Eumycetozoa; Acytosteliales; Cavenderiaceae.
AUGAAAUAUUUGUAUGCUUUUAACCUCAACAAAACAACAACAUCUUCAUCAUCAUCAUCAUCAUCAUCAUCAUCAUCAUCAUCAUCAUCAUCAUCAUCAUCAUCAUCAUCAUCAUCAUAG